CAUGUGUGAAAAAGAAAGGAGGGUUAGCCUUCAACGAAGUACCGCUGGGUUACAAGGAGGGCACUGGCGCUUCAUUAUUAUUAUUGUCGUCGUCCGUAUACUUUGCCCGUGUCCGCGUUCUUAACCUGGCGAAGGGUUGAACGGUUAAAAUGGAGGCGGACAGAUCCGGCGGAGGACCAAACCCGAACUUCGGAGGCGGCAGCGGCGGAGUGGGGCGCAACCCAAACGGGCCCAAAGCAGCACCGGGCCAGUCAGCACCAGUAGCCGCUACUGGAGCUAUGGCGGCGGCAGCGGUCGGGGCCAUGCCCGGGUCGUCACACCUCCGCGAAUCACAGCAGGACGGCGAUUCGGGAAUGACCCUUCCCGGGAUCCUGCACUUCAUCCAGUACGAGUGGGGACGCUUCCAGGCCGAGAAAUACCGCUGGGAGGCGGAGAGAGACGAACUUCGGGCUCAGGUAGCAUUCCUUCAAGGUGAGCGGAAAGGACAGGAGAAUAUGAAACAGGACCUAGUAAGACGGAUUAAAAUGUUGGAAUACGCCCUCAAACAAGAAAGGGCCAAACACCAGAAGCUGAAGACAGGAAAUGACCUGAGUCCUGGCGACAAGAAACCAGAGAUGGAAGCAGAGCCAAUUUCCAAUGGCCCAGCUGAGUCAGAUUCAGAGCCAGCCAAUCAGAUGUCGUGGAAAGAGGGGCGUCAGCUACUACGCAAGUAUCUUGAGGAAGUCGGCUACUCGGACACCAUACUAGACAUGCGUUCAAAGCGAGUACGCUCCCUGCUCGGACGGACCAGCCCCGAGGCCAACGGGCCUCCGCCGCCCGAAUCCUCCCCACAGCUUGAGGCCCGGGCGGGUGGAGAUUCCUUGUUGGUCAGACAGAUAGAAGAGCAAAUUAAGAGGAAUGCAGGCAAAGAAAGCUCAAAGGAACGUCUCGGCGGCUCGGUGCUCGAUAAGAUUCCCUUCCUGCACGGAUGCGAGGACGAUGAUGAAGACAGCGACGAGGAAGAUGACUUCCAAGGCAUGGCGACAGACUGCAUCGACGGCCCUCGCAAGAGCAAAAAGUCUCGAGUAAAGAUGGGUUCAGAGCCCAUGACUACAGACCUGGACCCGGAAGAUGAGGAGGACGAGGACGACUCGGAAGACGCCCUCAGUGAAUUUGACUUUCUAGGCUCCGGGGAGGAUGGGGAGGGGGCGGGAGAGGCCAGGAUCUCUGGGGACGGACGGGAGUUAGAGAACCGCAGGAACAAGUUACAAGGCAUGAUGUCGGACUUCCCCGCAAAACCUGCUCCGCCCCACUCUGUAUCGGGACAAGCCCGCUCUGGAGAAGGUGGCGUCUUGGGUUUCUCAUCUGAUGUCUUCAUCAUGGAUGCAGUCGGAGGCGGAGACAUGAACUUGGGUGAACUGGCUGAUCUCACUGUCGCCAAUGACAACGACCUCUCCAUGGAUAUGCAGGAUAACAGAGAGGAGUUCAAGAAGACGUGGAACCCCCGUUUCACACUACGCAGCCACUUUGAUGCCAUCCGUGCUUUGACGUUUCACCCCAGCCAAGCAGUGCUGCUCACAGCCUCUGAGGAUGGAACGCUAAAACUAUGGAACCUCAAUAAGGCCAUGCAUUCCAAGAAAAAUGCGGCUUUAGAUGUUGAGCCCAUCUACACGUUUCGAGCGCACAGUGGUGCUGUUUUGUCACUGACUAUGGCAGAAGAUGGCGAAUCCUGCUACAGCGGAGGCCUGGAUGGAAGCGUGCGGUGUUGGAAAAUGCCAGACCUUAAUGUGGAUCCUUAUGACAACUACGAUCCUGGCAUCGAGAGCAGUGUGCUGGCAGGGCAUGAGGACAGCGUGUGGGGUCUCACAUACUCUCUAGUCCACCAUAGGCUGGCCUCGUGCUCAGCGGAUGGCACCGUUCGCAUCUGGGACCCGCGGAACUCUGCCCCCUGCCUGUCUGUCUUCAACAAGAAGAGAGAACAUGGGACUCCCACCUCCGUGGCCUUCGUGGUUUCUGACCCCAACCAGGUGGUGGUGUCAUUUGACGCGGGCGAAACUCUGCUCUAUGACCUUAACAGCGAGCAGAGCAUCACAGCACUAGAGACGCAGACCAAGGAUGGAAGUGAACUAAUUAAUCGUGUGGUCAGUCACCCAUCUGAGCCCCUCUCCAUCACUGCACACGAGAACCGCACCAUCCGCUUCUUGGACAACAAGACCGGUAAAUUGGUCCACUCCAUGGUGGCGCACCUGGAUGCAGUUACAUCGCUCACUACAGAUCCUAAAGGCACUUACCUCAUCUCUGGCAGCCACGACUGCUCAGUGCGCCUGUGGAUGCUUGACAACAGGACGUGCGUGCAGGAGAUCACUGCUCACAGGAAGAAGCACGACGAGGCCAUUCAUGACGUGGCCUUCCACAACUCGCAGCCUUUCAUUGCCAGCGCUGGCGCCGAUGCACUUGCCAAGAUCUUUGUCUGAUAUCACUGCGGACCGAUCUGGUGAGACACCCUCGACUUGGCUGAAAGAGACUACAGUGGACACAGUUUCCCCUUCAUACACACACACACACACACUGUUGUCCUGCACCCCACUGGCUGGGUUUUGUCACAGGACAACACCUCCCCUCACUUCCUCACUCUUUUCUGCCUCAGUGACUCCUUGUUACACGAACAACACUGCUUUGUUUUUUAACUCUAGAAGCUCGUAGCUGCAGCGUCAGAUAAAGACCACGCUUUUUUUCUACACUACAAUACGCUUUUCCGCUUUUGUCUUCUUUUUUAAUUCCGAGUCUACUGAUGGUUGUAUCAAAGCUGCAUGUGCACUUGUGCUCUCUGACUUUACUGCUCGUAUUUUAAGGAGGACCACCAAGUAGACUCGUGCAUGGUGCACAAAUGCAAAGCAUUAAUCUUGUGCGGCUGACGAGGACGUAGGUGUUAUCAUAUCGUGGAAUCAGUGUGUGUCUGUCACAUUCCAAAGACUCAAGGAACAGUGUGUGUUUUAUUUAAAAAAAAAAAUUUUUUUUUUUUUUUUAAAUUCAUGGUCCGAGAAUGUUCAACAUGGCAGUGUUUCAACUUUAAAGCUUUAAUUUCAACUUGGCCAUGACCCACUUUUACUGUACAAAUGUCAUAUAGAAUGUUCAUCCCCAAGAAUUUCUCCACAUUUGAGGCCAAUGAUGCUCUUUUAAAUCAGGUGUGUGAGAAGACAGUUAAAGGUUGAGGGGAGUGCGUUGUGUGGCCAGUCUGCAAGUUCCCAGCAAACUGUGUGGUUUGCUGCUUUUUUACUGUACAGAGAUGUGUGUGUGUGUGUGUGUGCGUGCGCGUGAGUGCGUGCGUGAGCACUAGUGAAAUGGUGCUAUGAAAGCCUGCAUUAGUUCAGGGACAUUUUCUUCCGCUUGAGAGAAACUUUCAGUGUUGACGUUACUUUUGAAUCAUUUCAUUUACUUGUCAUUCAUUUCACGUUGACUUUUCUAAAUUCCUCAUCUGUGGUGUGUGUGAGAGAGCGAGAGAUCCACAGUUUCCUCACAUUGUUCUGUGUUCCUUUCAUUAUUGUCAGUCGUUGUUCUGCAUUCAAACUUAAAAAAAGAGAAGCAGUACAUCGUUCUGGUGGGGUUCUCACUCGUUAUAUGGCGUGCAAAAGUUGGAUAGUAGUAGUACGUUAGCCCCCUGGAUACUUGUGGCGGAGUUAGCAUGUCUCCACAGAGUCUUGCUCAGGAGAAACGGUUCCAAAGGGGGAAUAAGAUGUUUAUUUUCAAUCACAGCCACUUUUUUUUUUACUACGCAUAGGAAGCAUUAUCAUGAGCAGAGAUGCUGUGUAAGAAUGUCAAUGUAGCUUAGGAACAUGCAGUGAGAGCACUAAACUGUCUGGCUGCUCUGUUCUGCUAUUUUGUUAAGGGAACAUGUCACCAGUCAUAGAGGACAGUUUACUAUUGGGAUAUAUUUAUGACUAAAAAAACAGCGUUUAAUAUAUUACCUUGUAGGGAUGGGCAUUUUCACAAUUGGGAAUUUGAAUAAUUAAAAUGUAUAUUUUGAAUGAAAUGGGUGAAUCUGAAUGUUCUGAACUCCCAGUUUGUCUUAUCAAGUUGACUAAUACUGCCUACAGGAGUGGCUAUAUCGUCACUGUAUGGCGAAAACCUCCCAUGUCCAAUUUCUUUCACAAAUCAAUACUAUUAAUCAGUCUCCAUGUGGGUCUGUUAUUUUUUAAAAUUAUUGACCAAUCUAAAGUGUUGUAAAUGGAUUGCUCUCUUAGAUGAUGCAAAGUUAAUGGCUCAACAAACAUGCUGUUUUUUUGUUUUCCCUAACAGUUAUGAUUUUGAAUAUGCGAGGUUGCCACUUGAUGCAAGCAAUAUGGUGUG
Messenger RNA from Phyllopteryx taeniolatus (common seadragon), 4326 nucleotides. RefSeq names its product striatin, calmodulin binding protein 4 (gene strn4). The record is from RefSeq and is a predicted model, not a curated record. Bases 150 to 2453 code for a protein of 767 amino acids. Gene Ontology annotation, molecular function: armadillo repeat domain binding; protein-containing complex binding; calmodulin binding. Gene Ontology annotation, cellular component: dendrite. NCBI's taxonomy places the organism in Eukaryota, Metazoa, Chordata, Actinopteri, Syngnathiformes, Syngnathidae. The transcript has 18 exons.